UGUUGCAAGGUACUUCCUGGUCCUUUUAUUGAGUAUCUUUUCUGUCUCAGAUUAAUAAAUUAUUAUUUUCCAUAUAAUAAAUGUUUAGAGAAGAUACUCUGUAGUAUGGAACAGUGCACUGAUACUUGUACUGGGGGCAAUCACUUGAGGCUUCAGUGAUAUUUGCCUAGAAAGAGUUAAUUUUCUGUACAGCAUUUUAGAUGUAAAUUCUUUGACGGUCUUUAAGUGGAAGUUUGAGUUUUUCUGCUAAAGCAGUAAGUUGGCUUUUGGUGACAGUGUGACUCGUGUGGCACAGAGAAAAGACAGGAGAAGUCAGUGUGACAUUGAGAAUGAUAGAAACUGGCACAGAAGUUUAGGAAACAGGGAGAAGGGCACAAACAGGAUGGGCAGAAGUUAUUAGUCUUACCAAAUCACACUCCAGAAUAAUUUCAUACAAUGAAAGAAAGACAUUACUUCCAGAAAAUACAGAGAGAUCACAUCUGCAUUAAGUACAGUGAUAGCAGAAAGCUUGCUCGUGGGGAAAAAGAGAGGGGGAAGGCUUAACUUGGAGGAGAAAAAAGUCUCACACAUAGAUUGAGGAGUAAUUUUGUAAUAAGGAGUAAUUUUGGAGUGCCUAUGUGCACGGUAGGGAAGAUAGGUAUCUUGGGUUUUUAUUUUUGCUGUUUGAGAGUUUGAGGUGUUGACAGCUUGCUGGAGGGAACAAGGUGAGGGGAUGGGUGAAAGGAAGAGAACUCAAUUUCUUAUUUUAAUUGAGGAAUAGGAGAUUGCAGAUGAUGUUGCCUGUGGGUAAUAGGAGAAAGCUGACAAACUUUGCCCACAGAGAGGAGAGUAGUUGGAGUCAUUAGAGAUGCCGAGGGAGCAAGUGAGAGAAGUAGCAAAGUAAGCAAGUGCUGCAGUGAUUAAUAAUAGCACUGAGCAGCUCAGAAGUGCUUUUUUGAAAUGUGGAAUGCUUUAGGAAGCAAGGACUGUGGAAAGGGAACUGGGAGGAUAUGAAGAAUUUCAUACUGUGGUCAUAUAUUGCAGUGAACUUGAGCUUCAGAGAUAGAAAGAAGGAAAAGUAAAAUGUGAAAUUAACUUCAUAAUUGGAAGUGUGAUGAGAAGUAUUCCUGUGCAGUGUCAAGAGCAGAAAGGAUGCGGGGGCAAGAGGCAUUAAAUUGGAAAGGAACUGAGGAAAUGAGCCAGGAGGAGGAACCAAGAAACAGGACAGCACAACAGAUGUGGUGUGGGGAUUUGGGGAACACAUGUGGACGUACAAAAAAGUGCCAAUCACACUGCCCAGCCUGUCCUCUGAUGGUAUUGGAUGGAAAAGGAAGAGAAAUUGGAAACAUUUGGGUUUGUUUUGUUGUUGGGUUUUUUUUCUGAGUAAUGAGUGCAAGAUGUCUUCUAAGUAUUUUAGAAGGAAGAGAGCUUAACUGCUGGAAAUUAAAUGAAGACUAAAAGGAAACUUCAGAUUAAGGAGUGUUUAGGGUAAACUGAUUACUGAAGCAAAUAAAUAAAAACUUCAUGAAGUCCAAAGGCAAGGCAGCUGUGGGAUUUAACUGUCAUGGAUUAUCACUGAGUGUGGAAGGGAGGAGGGCAGAAGGAUACCAGUGGUGUCUCUGCUGUCUUCAGCUCAUGGAACUGGAAAUACUGAUCAGAACUGGCAAAUGUAUGAUAAUGACUAAAAAGCACUGCUACAGCCAUCUGACUUCAACAUGCCAUGAUAACUUUGUGUGUUACUUGAGAAGAUGUUUCAUGACUCAGUGAUGAAUGCACAGCACAAUGUACCAUAUUGCCUGUGCAGUACCCAAAUACAAAAGUAUUUUAUUGGUGUAUAAUGGAAACAUUUUAAUGCAACUGUUCUUUGUAUAGGCACAGAAAUGCACCAAUGGAAUAAAACAAUGGCUUUAGUAGAUGGGAAUAACAAAGAUGAGUGUGUACAGCUCUGUGAAGCCUUUUGUUGUUCUGCUAGCUGCUAGUGUUAUCUAACACUUCCCCGUUUAACUUAAUUAUCAAACCUGAUGGGUUUGAUUUUAAAAAUUAUUUUUAUUUCAUGCUUUGUCCUGGUUCUGCUCUUAAGCUCCUCAUUGGGACAUCCUGUGAAAUAACUUCUUAGUGAUUGGCAUGUCUUGUAACACUUAGGUGUAUUCAAUGAUGUUUUAUAACCGCUGGUUAGUUAAUUGGGGUGGAAGGAUGACAAGUUCUUUUCAGGAAGCAAAUUUUUGACAGCUCAUUGUUUAAAAUCACAGUGAAGACUGACAGAAUACUUAUAGGAACAUGCCAUGACUUUUUGUUUUAGAAAGAACUGAAUACUGUUAGAAAUUUUCACCUGUAUCUUGAAUUAAAAUGUUUCUACUAGGAUUGUAAAAUUCUUACAGUAUAUAUAACUUUCCUUUCCUUAGUAUUUAACUGCUAUCUGCUGGCAUUUUCUGGAGCUGAUUUGCAGACAGCCAUGUGGCUUAAGUUGUAGUCUAGAUGCACUUAAUAAAGCAUGAAGAUAAUCAACAAUUAACCUAACACUGCCAACACUAAACCAUGUCCCUGAAUGCCAUAUCUGCUCCAUGGAUGGUGACUCAUCUGCUUCCCUGGACAGCUGUUCCAGUGCUUCACAAUGCUUUCAGUGAAGAAAAUUUUUCUUAAUAGCCAGUGUAAACUGCCUGUGCCACUAAGUGAGGCUACUGGCUCUUGUCUUACUGUCUAUUACUUGGGGGAAAAGAGUGACCCCCACCUCUCUACAGUUUCCUUUCAGGUGGUUACAGAGAGCAGUAACAUCUAGUCUUUUUCCAAGGCUAGAGAAACAGUCUUGCCUCAGCUGCUCCUCCUAAGGUUUUUGCUCUAGGGUCCCAAGUGAACCCCCAAAGGCCUGUAGAGGCCUCUGAGUUACUCUGUUCUGGACUGUCAGACCUUCACCUGCUGCUGGAGCCUCACCCGCCUCUGGAUGCACGUCAAUGGCUUCUGGGAGAUGGCCUUGUGUGCAGAGACUAAUGUUUUUUGCUUUUCUUUCUGCACUGCUCCGAAGUAAAAGUAUUGCCUGUGUCUUCCAGGCAGCUGCAAAGGCCGCUCAUGGUGCAGUUAGCCAAGGUCUUAUAAAGUUUCAUCCAAAGCAACAGUACUGUUUGACUGCAGAAUGCAUUGAAGCUGCUGCUGGCAUCCUGAGCAAGAUAAAUCAAUCUGUAGAUCCAUGUGAGAACUUCUAUCGAUUUGCAUGCGAUGGCUGGAUAUAUAAUAACCCUAUUCCUGAAGAUAUGUCCAACUAUGGUGUUUAUCCCUGGCUGCGACACAAUGUGGACCUCAAACUAAAGGCAUUGUUAGAGAAACCCAUCAGCAAAAGACGAGACAGUGAAGCUGUACAGAAGGCCAAGAUCCUUUAUGCAUCCUGCAUGAAUGAGGAUAAAAUUGAAAAAGCUGAUGUGAAACCCCUGUUAAGUAUCCUGAAGCAUUCACCUUUCCGCUGGCCUGUGUUGGAAUCCAAUAUUGGACCUGAAGGACUGUGGUCAGAAAGGAGGUUCAGCUUGGUCCAAGCCUUGGCAACUCUUCGUGGCCAAUACAGCAGCUCUGUCUUCAUCCGUUUGUACGUGGCUGCCGAUGACAAAAUCUCCCAUCGCUAUAUCCUGAAGCUUGAUCAAGCAAGCCUCUCUCUGGCAUCUCGAGAGGAUUAUCUAGAAAAUACCACAGAAGCCAAAUCUUACCGAGAUGCCUUUUUGCAGUUCAUGGUUGAUACAGCAGUCCUUCUGGGUGCAAAUGCCUCCCGAGCCGAGUCUGAUAUGAAAUCAGUUCUAAAACUGGAAGUUAAAAUAGCAGAGAUCAUGAUUCCAUAUGAAAAUCGAACAAGUGAGGUGAUGUACAAUAAAAUGAACAUAUCAGAGCUUAGUGCCAUGAUUCCACAGUUUGACUGGCUGGGAUACAUCAAGAAGGUGAUUGACACCAAACUCUAUCCUGAGCUUAAAGAUAUAGGUCCUUCAGAAAAUGUGAUUGUCCGUGUUCCCCAGUACUUCAAAGAUUUAUUCAGGAUACUAGAAAAUGAAAGGAAAAAGACUCUUGCCAAUUACCUGGUAUGGAGGAUGGUUUAUUCAAGGUUAUUUAACCUCAGCAGACGUUUUCAGUAUCGAUGGCUGGAAUUUGCUCGGGUGAUCCAUGGGACUACAACUUUGCUGCCUCAGUGGGAUAAAUGUGUAGACCUUGUAGAAAAUGCCCUCCCUUACGUUGUGGGUAAGAUGUUUGUGAAAGCCCAUUUUCAAGAAGACAAGAAAGAGAUGAUGGAGGAAUUGACUGAAGGAAUUCGCUGGGCUUUUAUUGACAUGUUAGAAAAGGAGAACGACUGGAUGGACUCUGAAACAAAAAGAAAAGCUCAUGAGAAGGCAAAAGCAGUUAUGGCGAAAGUUGGUUACCCUCAGUUCAUAAUGAAUGACACAUAUAUUAAUGAAGACAUCAAAACACUGAAGUUUACAGAAAGUGAUUUUUUUGGCAAUGUAUUGCAAACUCGCAAAUACGCAGCCCAAUCUGAUUUCUACUGGCUUAGAAAAGAAGUUCCAAAAACAGAGUGGUUUACAAGCCCAACUACUGUAAAUGCUUUUUAUAGUGCAUCUACCAACCAGAUCAGGUCUGGAAAGUGGCUGCCACUACUUCUGUGGUCUCAGUCCCCAGAGUCAGGACCUCAAAAAUUGCUGAGAUUCCCAGCAGGAGAACUUCAAAAGCCUUUCUUUUGGGGAGCAGAGUAUCCUAGGUCAUUAAGUUAUGGUGCCAUAGGAGUGAUUGUUGGCCAUGAGUUUACUCAUGGAUUUGAUAGCAAUGGUCGGAAAUAUGACAAAAAUGGAAAUUUAGACCCUUGGUGGACGACUGACUCUGAAGAAAAAUUUAAAGAGAAAACAAAAUGCAUGAUUAAUCAAUACAACAACUACUACUGGAAGCAAGCUGGCUUACAUGUGAAAGGGAAGAGAACUUUGGCAGAAAACAUUGCAGAUAAUGGAGGUUUGCGAGAAGCUUUCAGGGCAUACAGGAAAUGGAUUACAGAAAAGAGGGGAGGAGAAGAAGAGCCUUUACUGCCAGGCCUUGACUUCACACAUAACCAGCUUUUCUUUCUGAGUUAUGCCCAUGUAAGAUGCAACUCCUUUAGACCAGAAUCUGCAAGGGAGCAAAUAUAUACCGGAGCUCACAGCCCUCCUCAGUUCAGAGUAAUCGGAGCCAUGAGCAACUUUGAAGAGUUCCGUAAAGCGUUCAAUUGCGCCGCGAACACGACGAUGAACCGCGGGGCAGAGUCCUGCCGGCUGUGGUAGCUGCCCCUUCCAGCUCUUCUCUCAGGGGGAGGCUGCAAUGUGAACUGCUCUAGCCCACUGCCAGGGUUUCAGAAUGAUGGUCUGCAAUAUGGAGAGGUGUUAUUUCAAAUGCAUCUUCCUCAUCCGUGCAUGGAUCUGAUCAUUCCUUAUUUAGAACCUAGAAACAUUCCAAAUAGAAGAGCUUUUCUUUAAGUAUAAUAAUAAAAAGUAACUCCUUAAAAACUCCAUAAAACUA
Molecule: messenger RNA, 5487 nt
Organism: Vidua chalybeata
Lineage: Eukaryota; Metazoa; Chordata; Aves; Passeriformes; Viduidae
Gene: PHEX
Product: phosphate regulating endopeptidase X-linked
Exons: 23
Coding region: 2928-5252 (774 amino acids)
Biological process (GO): protein processing
Cellular component (GO): plasma membrane
Molecular function (GO): metalloendopeptidase activity
Source: RefSeq, a predicted model, not a curated record